Messenger RNA from Monoraphidium neglectum, 885 nucleotides. Its product is annotated as tryptophan synthase alpha chain. Gene Ontology annotation, molecular function: tryptophan synthase activity. Lineage: Eukaryota; Viridiplantae; Chlorophyta; Chlorophyceae; Sphaeropleales; Selenastraceae. The record is from RefSeq and is a predicted model, not a curated record. Gene Ontology annotation, biological process: L-tryptophan biosynthetic process. Gene Ontology annotation, cellular component: cytosol; chloroplast. Bases 1 to 885 code for a protein of 294 amino acids. The transcript is spliced from 4 exons.
AUGCAGGUCCAGCGCGCUGCCAUCGGCAGGCCCAGUGCUUUUGCGGGGAGGCGCAUGGCGGUCAGGGCGACAGCUGUGACAACCAGGCCCUCUGUGUCCGGCAGGAUGGCCGAGUUGAAGGCACAAAAGAAGAUUGCGUUCAUCCCGUUCCUCUGCGCCGGCGACCCCGAUUUGGAGACGACGGCCGUGGCGCUGCAGAAGCUGGACGCGCUGGGCGCUGACGUCAUCGAGCUUGGCGUGCCGUACUCGGACCCCCUGGCGGACGGACCUGUCAUCCACUCAGCCGCGACGCGGGCCCUGCAGAAGGGCGCCACCCUGGACGCCGUGGUGGCCAUGGUGGCCGAGGUCUCGCCGCAGCUCAAGGCGCCGCUGGUGCUGUUCACGUACUUCAACCCCAUCCUGCGCAAGGGCGUAGACAAGUUCUGCCAGCAGAUCAAGGAGGCGGGCGCGUCGGGCCUGCUGGUGCCGGACAUCCCUCUGGAGGAGACGGGCACCGUCCGCGCCGCCUGCGAGCGCGCCGGCCUGGAGCUUGUGCUGCUGGUGACCCCCACCACCCCCAAGCAGCGCAUGGCCGACAUCGCGCGCGCCUCCCAGGGCUUCGUGUACCUCGUUAGCGUCACCGGCGUCACCGGUGUGCAGGAGCGCGUGCAGGCGCGGGUGGAGGGGCUCAUAGACCUGCUGCACUCUGUGACGGACAAGUCGAUCGCCGUCGGCUUUGGCGUGUCGAGGCCCGAGCAGGCGCGGCAGAUCGUGGAGUGGGGCGCGGAGGGCGUCAUCUGCGGCAGCGCGCUCGUGCGGGCGCUGGGGGAGGCCGAGACGCCGGCAGAGGGGCUCGCGGCGAUGGAGCAGCUGGCCAAGAGCUUGAGGGACGCGAUCCCUCAGUGA